Molecule: messenger RNA, 1977 nt
Organism: Cylas formicarius (sweet potato weevil)
Lineage: Eukaryota; Metazoa; Arthropoda; Insecta; Coleoptera; Brentidae
Product: sphingomyelin phosphodiesterase-like
Exons: 10
Coding region: 57-1877 (606 amino acids)
Biological process (GO): ceramide biosynthetic process; sphingomyelin catabolic process
Cellular component (GO): lysosome
Molecular function (GO): acid sphingomyelin phosphodiesterase activity
Source: RefSeq, a predicted model, not a curated record
UAUCACUGGUUUUGAUUUAUUAGAGCGAGGCAGUUUUUUUUUCGAGUUUUUCGAAGAUGUUGAAAACGCUGUUGUUUUUCUGUGCCCUGCCUAUUUUACUGGGCGCCAACGCCGACAGAUACGCCAUUUUAAAGUCCAUCGAGUGGGGAUUUCUCGAGUUCUUACGGGACGGAGUUAAACCGGGCUACCUCAAAGAGGCGAUCCAACAUUUCCAAUUGCCCCACUUCUUUAGAGAUGAAGAAUUUGACAGGCCCGAUUACGGCUUGAUGAGCCUCAUCACAGACGAGGAGACAUGUACGCUGUGCGGCAUUUUAGUGAACGUCAUAAUCGAAGAAAGGAAGCUGGGACUCGGCCGAGAGCAAUUGGCCGGAGAAGUGGCCGCCAUUUGUAUAGAUUUCGGUAUCGAAAACGAAAGAGUGUGCAAAGGAGCAAUCGAUCUCAAUGUGGAUAUUAUCAUCCAUAUAGCCGACAAACAUAAAGACUUGGACGGUAAGAGAAUAUGCGCAAUUUUGUUGCAAAGUAACGGUUGUUCGGCGAACAGCACCGAUCUGGAAUGGUCCGUUGACCUGCCGUCUGGUUACACGAGUAAAAAAAAUCGAUCAAAAUCGGAAGAGAGCUUGAAAAUAUUGCAAUUAUCCGACUUGCAUUACGACCCGCUAUAUACGCCUGGUAAAUCUAAUGAGUGCGGGGAACCGUUAUGCUGUCAAAACGAUCAAGAAACUGGUGAUGUUGAAGCUGGCACCGCGUGUGGUUAUUGGUCUGAUUACAAGGCAGCGGACGUUCCCGAAUAUCUGUUUGAUGAAGUGCUUAGGCAAGCUCAAACUUCCAACCCCGACUAUGUUUACUUUACGGGUGACAUAGUCAGCCACAGAGUGUGGUCGACCACUCAGAUCGACAACACGCGGGACAUAAAACUGGUGUACCAAAAAUUGAAAGACGCGUUUGACGUACCUAUCUAUCCGGUCGUGGGAAACCACGAACCUCACCCCAUCAAUCAGUAUUGUUUUACAGAAGACGAAUCUUCUUACUCGACGUCGUGGGUGUACGAACUGGUGAUUGAGGAGUUUCCGAAUUUGCCGCCGGAAGCGAAGGAAACGAUCCUGUUGGGGGGUUUCUAUACCGUAUCUCCGAGGGAAGGCUUCCGGGUUAUCGUUCUAAACAACAACAUCGCCUAUACCGCAAACUGGUGGCUCAUAGAUUCUUCAUACGAUCCGUACGAGCAACUUGCCUGGCUUGUAAAAACGCUGAAGGAAGCGGAAGACAAUAACGAAAGCGUGCACAUAUUGUCUCACAUACCAAGCGGCAACGGCGCCGUCUUAAAAGUAUGGAGUCGGGAAUACAACAGGAUAGUGGAAAGAUUCGCGAACACAAUAACCGGACAAUUUAAUGGACACACCCACAGGGAUCAAUUUAUGGUCCACUAUAAUACUUCGCAACCCGAGCAAGUCAUAAACGUAGCCUGGAACGGGGCUUCGAUAACAACAUUCGAUAACGCCAAUCCCAGUUUCAAAGUGUAUUCGACUGACAGUUCUACGUUGGAGCUUCUCGACGCAGAGGAAUGGACCUUUAACUUGACAAAGGCAAAUUUAAAUCCGGAAGCGAGUCCGGAAUGGUACAAAUUGUAUUCGUUUAAAGAUGCCUUCGGUGUUGAUAAUCUAGGUCCCGAUGAGAUUGGGAAUUUAUUGGUCCGAAUGACCAAAGAUCACUCCCUCAUAAACAACUAUCACGUUUUUAGGAGUCGCAACGCUGAUCCGUCCGUAGCUGUGGAAUGCGACAGCAAAUGCCAAAAGAAGUAUUUGUGUGAAAUCUCCGUAAGCGAAGUCGGGGACAGAUCUCACUGCGAAAGGCUGGAGGAGCUAUACGAUCAGAACAACUGAUUUUACACUCUAGGAUUUUGAUUCGUUGUUCAUUUUACAUUUGUUUGAAAAGUCUAUUUCUGGAUAUCUUACAUUUUUGAGGACUCUAGUGAAUUAUUUU